AGCUCACUAAGCACAGAGGAGGCGGCUUCUGAGGAAGUGGACUCCCAGUCCGAUCGCGUCUGGCUCUCACGCCGACGGUUUGCGGCGUUGCAACUUUGCGCCCCAAUCCCACCUCCAAACCCUCCCCACACCUCUUCUUCCACGUCUGGGUGAUGCGUACCGGGAAUAGAUCCGCACUCCCUCCAGCCUCUUCCGCGUAUUGGAUUUACAGGCGAACCUGGGCGCUGAAGGCAGCGUUUUGGGGGACUUUUACGAGCUGCUCUUGCGUGGGAUUUCGGCGUUGAGUGGGUUCGGUUUCGAAGCAGCCCACUUUUGGACGAGGCCGUGCAGAGAAGCGCGCACACGGACGCACCAUGCAUUCGCUUUAAGAGCCCAUCUGAUCCAGUCCAAAGUGCCAAAUUAAGCCCAGAUGGCGAACGAGUGCAACCGCACCAUCGUGGAAAAUUACAUCUGCCAUAAACUCUCCAAACGCGGCUACGAGUGGGGGUUCGGCGCCUCCCGGGAGGACGAUGCUGCUAGUAACGGGCCACUAGUUGCCCCCUCGCCGACUUUGGUGCACCGGUGCCGCGAAGCCAGCAGCGCCGGGCCCGACGGCGACGGCACCCAGAGCCUCUGCAAGCGAAGCCCCGGCUCGGAGCCCGAGCAGCUCGCCGCCAUCCACCGGGUCCUCCGCGAGGCCGGGGACGAACUUGAGAGACUUUACCAGCCGGACUUCACCGAGAUGUCGCGGCAGCUCUAUCUGUCCUCCACCACGGCCCAGCGGAGGUUCGCCGAGGUGAUCGACGAACUGUUCCGGGACGGCGUCAACUGGGGCCGGAUCAUCGCCUUCUUCGAGUUCGGGGGCACCGUGUGCGUGGAGUGCGCCACGAAGGAGGAGAUGACGUCGCAGGUGGACAACAUCGCCGAGUGGAUGACGGAGUAUUUGAACGCAUCCCUCAACAGCUGGAUACAAGACAACGGGGGCUGGGAUGCCUUUGUGGAACUCUACGACCGUCAGAGGGAAUCGGUGUUCAGCUGCUCCUGGCCCUCCAUCAAGACAGUCUUCGGCCUAGCUGCUCUGGGGGCGGCGAGCCUCACCAUCGGCGCGUACCUGACACAGAAGUGACCUUUUUUUGGUUUUCAUUUCACUUUAUUUUAAAAACACUCCUCAUCCCCAAUCUAGACUCUGCCCUCAUGCCCAGAAUAACAAGACACUUAGUAGAUGGCGACGUUGUAGCAUGAGCCUUUCUUGUGUUAGCAUAGACCGUAGUUGCAUGUGUCGUAUGGGAGCUGACAUGAUGGUGGCGCCAGGCGCCAGCCCCCCGCACCGCUCGCCCCUGGAGAAGAAGCAGCCUUGCCCCUGCUUGUUGGGCUGGUGGACCCUUUUGAACUUUGGGCUCCAGUUACCAGCCUUCUGUACCCCCCCAUACACCCGUACUGCCAUCCAUCAAAGGACUUCCUGUGAAGAACAGCUGCUCAGAAUGAAUAAUGGACCAGCAUGGUCUGUGUACGUACAAGUGUGUGUUUGAUAGUGUGCAGUGUAUGGACUCAAGUAUUGGCACGCCUGGCAAUCGCACAUCCAAAUACAAAGAAUGUCUCAAAAUUAAACACAAUAAUGUAAAAUUUCACCUCAGCUAACUUUAAGAAAUAUUAUUAACCAAUCGAAUCCCAUCACGUGACGUCACGUCCGGCGAGAAACUCGGUACAACCACUUGGCGGGAAAACGGGCGCAUUUAUUGAGGACUGCCUUUGAGUACUUUUGCAAAUUUCCAUGCCAACAAAAAGCACCCCAAACCAAGGCCUCACUUUUCAAAUUGUGCUUGCUUGAUGCUAAUUUACACUGAAUUUGCCGUAGACAUGUCACCAAUUGGCAUUAGCGAAUUUACAUAGAGGUUUCAACACCUUCAAAUUUGGCAAUGAAAACUACAACGAAGAAGCACGUUACAAUCAAAUAGCAGCUGUAUAAUAAGUAGUAUAUUUUCAGUAUAAACACUUUGUAGGUCUCAAUACAAGAAAAGACAGGCACAUUCAACUGAACCGGACUACGGCAACAUACCUAGGACGAACUGAAAUAAAUGCAUACUUGCAAAUGAGACUCAGAAUUAUAAGGAAACACGGUAGAACACAUUAUCUUGAUUAGCUCAGUAUUAAAUACAUCAUUAUUGUAUAAAUAUAGUAUUGUAAAUAUUUAUGCGACUUGUCCACGGAGUACCCUGCCCUCCGCCCAAAUGCAGAUGGGAUAGGUUCCAGCCACCCCUACAGCCCUGAGAGGGACAAGCUGUAAAAAAUGGAUAAUAUAUAUAUAUUUAUAUAUAUAUUUGACAUAAUUCAAAAAACAACACAACAACAAACGAUUAAAAAAACAACACAACAACAAACAAGUGAAAUAUUUUAUAAAAUAAGUUUGGUUUUGAACAUGUUUACUGUUUCACAUUCUAACAUUUCUGAAAAGGAAUAGGAAGAAGCAGAAUUUAUUCAAUCCUACCGCUUUCCUGUCUGGAGAUCAUUUCUAACAUAAUUGUUCACUUUAGUUUUUCGAUCUUAAACAUAGCAACAAUGAAUGAAUAGAUACAUUCAAAUAUCAAUACAGUUCACAUGAAUGUCGUUAACUUAAUAAAUGGUUCCUAUAAUUGACUAAAUACGUGAUAUAUUAUCUGUCAUCCAUCAACCAAGUUCAAUAAUUUAUCAGUAUUCCUCUUUCUUGUACUUUGUAAACACUGAGUUUGAACAAUUUCUUAAACUAGAUUGUAAUAGCUCAUUGUUUGGUUCAACGUGUGAACAUUUAUUAACACAUGAACACACAAAAGUAACACGAUUUGAUAUCUUGGGCUGUACCAGCUAUCAAAACUCUAAAGACCGACAGGACAGUUUGCCUUCACAAUAAAAGCGCUGCUCCAUCCUGCCUGCGCUAACAAAAUAAGAGUCUCAGAAACCCGGCCGUUAGCAAGCUACGGAGUUUGCUGUCAAUGUAUUUCUCGUAAAGUGUAUAAAAAGGAGUAUGGAAGCUGGACAAAUAAGAUGCCAAAAAACCAACCACUUUUAUGUAGUAUUGGACAAAAAGGAGGAUUUUUUUUUUUCUCAAUUUGAAAAUUUGGAUGUUAUCAGCACUACUGUCUGACUCCAAUCAAAGCAAGUCAUCAGAAUAAGGUAAUACACCAACUAAUAUGUCUUCAUGACAGAAAGGAAUCUAUAUGUGUGAAACAUACUUUUAUUAUCAUUAAACACCUUUAACUUGCUAACAAAAAUGUCUCUUUCAUAAAUAAAUAAAUACAAGUUAUAUAAAUGAAUGAGGCAGAGCUCCUUGACUUGGUCAAUUGAAAAGUAGCUCUUCUGCAGAAAAAGUGUGGGCAUCACUGAUUUAGAACCUAAUGAAUCGAUUUGGGAAAAUUGGCCCAAUUCCCCGGUACCUGUAUCGGUUCGAAAGUGAAAGGUAAAGAGAAGUCAAAACGCUACUCAAGUUUUAGUGACGCAGGAAGGAAGCACUUUUUAAACAUAGAGAUGCAAAAAUAAGUCAAAUAAGGAUUAUGAAAUAUAAAAAGUAUAUUAUUGUAAAACUUCUAAGCCAUGAUGCAUGAUGUAAGUGGCCUUUUUUUACAGCGCUUAGGUGGACAAAUGGUGAGCAACAUGGUCAGGUACGAAUCGCUGCUUGUAAAAGGGAGGUGAAUCUUUUCACAGCUGACUUUGAUACUCUGUUCCGUAUUUGGAGAUAUCAUUGUUUUAGCUCCAGUACAGGCCAAAAGUUUGGACACACCUUCUCAUUCAAUGUGUUUUCUUUAUUUUUAUCACUGUUUACAUUGUAGAUUGUCAGUGAAGGUAUCAAAACUAUGAAUGAACAAAUGUCGAGCUAUGUACUUAAAAAAUGGUAAAAUAACUGAAAACAUAUUCUAGUUUCUUCAAAAUAGCCACCCUUAACUCUUAAACUGCUUUGCACAUUCUGGCAUUCUCUCAACGAGCUUAAAGAGGUCGUCACCUGAAAUGGUUUUCACUUCACAGGUGUGGUUGAAGCUCAUCGAGAGAAUGCUAAGAGUGUGCAAAGCAGUGAUCAGACCAAAGGGUGGCUAUUUUAAAGAAAGUAGAAUAUAAAAAAAGAUUUCAGUUAAUUUCACUUUUUUUUUGUAAAGUACAUAGCUCCACAUGUGUUCAUUCAUAGUUUUGAUGCCUUCAGUGACAAUCUAUAUUAGUAAUAGUCAUGGAAAUAAAGAAAACGCAUUGAAUGAGGAGAAGCUGUGUCCAAACUUUUGGCCUGUACUUGUAUAUUGUACUGACUAUCUGAGCAUUGUACUCUUAUCGUUUCCCUUACCGAUACCCUUCUUUGGGGACAGCACGCACACCCAAAAAAUUAACAAUCCAGGCGUGUGGGACAAAUCUUUCCAAUACGUACUGAGCUGAUGUCACAACGGUUCGAGCGCCACUUGUACAUGCUGCCCAAGCGUUUCUUCUCAAAAUUGUUGUGCGUUGGAGGUUCGUUCCACUGUAGAAGAUCAUGAAGACAUUUAUAGGGUGACGGAUGUCGGAGCUUGUUGGUCAUCAACACGGUUCUAGUUCUUCCACACCAAACUCAUCUAAACUGGCCUUUAUGGACAUUGCUCAGCAUCACUGGGAACAGAAAGGCAAUUGAUUUGGGUGGUCGAGUCUCAUUGGGAUUCAUUGUUUAAGCGGGGUGUCAUAUUACUUAUGUCCAUGUAGUGCAUUUCUUGAAUGGUGGUGAUGAUGAUGAAGACAAGAGAAAAGCAUGUUGAAAAGAGCACAAAUGAAGAGAGAAACAGACGUCUUGGUCAUGCAAAGAUGCAUUCCCUGUCAACACUUUGCAUAUUUAUUGGCUCUUAUAUUUCAACAUCACAGAAGCAGUUGAGUUGUAUUCAUUAAGAAAAGAAAAGAAAAAAAACAUUUCCUGUGCAUCGGAACCCAAGAAGAAGUCCAUCCGAUCCAUCUAUUAAUUGGCUCUUACUUUAUUGAUGUUUGUCUUGUGUUACAGUCUGACCAAAAAACUGUAAGUGAUUUUUUGUGUGUAAAUCGUUGCAUGAGCGAAAGACACUGAUCUUUAACCAUUUUUAUACAGCAGAAUAGCAUCGGCGAAGGCACAGGAAAAAACAAAAACAUAUUGUAUUUAUUGAGAGGUACCAGUCUGUUUCUAUGGCAUAACACUGUAACAAUGUUAUUUCUGGCUGCUAUUUUAACAAGAAAAACAAUGUUUUUGUUUUUUAAAGUGUGGUGUCAAUAUUGGCUUGAGGCUGCUAUUCAUUGAAACUGCCACAGUCUAGUCCUAGAUAGCUGCAAACCAAAGUCAUAUUUUUUUUAUGUAAACCACGAAAAGUAGCCUAAAAGAGGAAAUAAAUGUUGCUUCACUUUGUUUAUAACGUUACUGUACAUUAAUAUAAUCUGAUUUGUGCGACUUUGUGCUGUCCAUUAUCUCCUGCUGUGUGUGUGUGUGUGUGUGUAUGUGGGUGUUCAGUCAGGCACAAUGCAAAAAGCAAGCCACAGUUCUAACAGCAAUACUGUUUUUUUUUAAUUUAGAUAUAUUCCUUGUGCAUAUAAGAAGAAUGUAGGCACUACGGUUGCUUUACACCUAUAAUCGCUAACCUGUAGCACUUAAAGAGAGAAAAAAAAUAAAGUGAAACAUGUCUUUCUGUUGUUGUUUACUGCUAUAAUCCACGAUAAGCUAGGCCGGGAUCCCGUUGUUCCUAAUAAAACACAUUUGUCAACA
Molecule: messenger RNA, 5683 nt
Organism: Nerophis ophidion (straightnose pipefish)
Lineage: Eukaryota; Metazoa; Chordata; Actinopteri; Syngnathiformes; Syngnathidae
Gene: bcl2b
Product: BCL2 apoptosis regulator b
Exons: 2
Coding region: 410-1105 (231 amino acids)
Biological process (GO): negative regulation of intrinsic apoptotic signaling pathway; extrinsic apoptotic signaling pathway in absence of ligand; intrinsic apoptotic signaling pathway in response to DNA damage
Cellular component (GO): mitochondrial outer membrane
Molecular function (GO): protein homodimerization activity; protein heterodimerization activity
Source: RefSeq, a predicted model, not a curated record